AAGGCACGGUAGAAGUUAAAACCAAGUGGAAGUGGGUAAGCCCUUAACAGGGGAAUCUGUUUGCUGCCGAUGUUCUUCUUAGAACAUCUCAACAUUACGCUCUGCCAUAUCGUCGAAGAGGGCAAAGGCUAGCGUUAGUGAUAGUGAUGCCCCCGGUGCGGAUACUUCUUCAAGUCAAGGUGAUCAAGGCCUGCUGUGCUCUUCUCCACUAUAAGUUCCAAACGUGGCAGAAGCGCGAGCAACUGGGCAGUAACAGGCCAACCGAGGCAGUGUUCACGCCAAUAACACGCGGAGUCGCGGAUGGACUGUGCGUGGCGGGACAGGAAGACUCUGUUGGUUCAGGCCAGUCAAAGGUUUCGAGCAAGCGAAAGGGAUUUGAUGGCGAAAAAGAUGAGGCGCUUAGCUUUUGGGACAAUGAUUAAGUCCAUUGUGUACGUAUCUAUGAAAUUCCAUUUUGUUUAAGAAUUUUAUUCUUCACUGCAAAGGUCAAACUGCCAACCGUUAACAUGGACCCAAUGCCAGACACAAAAACCCAGAUGAAGGGAUCAAAUAAUCGGGAAAACCCUUCCGGAAACAGCCAUCAUCAUCAACGGUAGCUGUUGUCCAGAAUAUCAAUGUUUAUUUCUUUAAUGAAGGGAAGGCUUGACC
Messenger RNA from Rubroshorea leprosula, 648 nucleotides. The record is from the annotation of a GenBank genome assembly. NCBI's taxonomy places the organism in Eukaryota, Viridiplantae, Streptophyta, Magnoliopsida, Malvales, Dipterocarpaceae.